Molecule: messenger RNA, 1062 nt
Organism: Cynocephalus volans (Philippine flying lemur)
Lineage: Eukaryota; Metazoa; Chordata; Mammalia; Dermoptera; Cynocephalidae
Gene: TAS2R5
Product: taste 2 receptor member 5
Biological process (GO): G protein-coupled receptor signaling pathway; detection of chemical stimulus involved in sensory perception of bitter taste; sensory perception of taste
Cellular component (GO): membrane
Molecular function (GO): bitter taste receptor activity; G protein-coupled receptor activity
Source: RefSeq, a predicted model, not a curated record
AUGGCAGCUGGAGAAUCUCUCUCUUCUGGAAAGGCCCAGUCCCUCUUUCAAAGCUUUUGGAUAAUUAAGUCAGGUCCACCUAAGCCAAGAACCAUACAUAUUCAUCAGCACUUGAAGCAGGACUCCUUGUGGGACUGCAGUGAGAGGCUCCUCUCCUCAGCCAAGCUGACUUCUGCCCUACGACUGCUGAUGCCAGCUGCAGUGGCUGGAUUUCUCAUGUGCCUGGUUGGAAAUGGAGUCCUUGUGGUCUGGAGUUUAGGAGAAUGGAUCAGAAAAUUCAAGGGGUCCUCAUGCAGCCUCAUUGUCCUGGGCCUGGCUGCCUGCUGGUCUCUCCUGCACUGGCAGAUUCUGUUGAACUAAGCCUGUUUCCACUUUUCCAGAGCAGCCACUUGCUUUGCUGUUAUCAGUGUCCUCUGAGUCCUGGUAAGCCAGGCCAGCCUGUGGUUUGCCACUUUUCUCAGUGUCUAUUGCAAGAAGAUCACAACCUUUGAACACCAUGCCUAUUUGUGGCUGAAGCUGAGGGCCUAUAGCCUGAGUCUCUGGUGCAUUCUUGGGCACUUUAUAAUCAAUUUGUUACUAAUAGUCAAAAUUGGCUUAAAAUCCUACAGUCUUUCCCAAGGAAAUAGCAGCAUUCUAUACUCCCUUUUAAGCUGUCACUAUCUAUUUCAGCUCAAUGCAGGAAGUUGAUUGCCUUUCAAGGUAUUUCUUUUUUCUUCUGGGACUGUGAUUGUCUCUCUGUAUAGACACCACAGGAAGAGGAAGGUCCAUGCAGCUGGUAGGAGGGGUGCUUGGGCCAAGGUUCACAUCACUGCCCUGAAAAUUUGGGGCUUCUUCCUUAUACUUCUUCCUUAUACCACAUAUGUGGUUUAUAUUCUGGCUAGCCCCUUCUCCACCACCUGUGAGUCUUCUGCUAAUCUCACCCCUGUCUUCAUCUCUGAGACACUCAUGGAGGCCCCUUCUCUUCAUUCUGUCAUAUUAACCAUAUGGGUUCCUAGGGUGAAGCAGACUUGUCAGAGAAUCCUGUGGAAGACAGUGUGUACUUGGAAAUCCUUGGACCCAUGA